Messenger RNA from Rhincodon typus (whale shark), 981 nucleotides. Its product is annotated as probable G-protein coupled receptor 139. Gene Ontology annotation, molecular function: G protein-coupled receptor activity. The record is from RefSeq and is a predicted model, not a curated record. The transcript is spliced from 2 exons. Gene Ontology annotation, biological process: G protein-coupled receptor signaling pathway. Lineage: Eukaryota; Metazoa; Chordata; Chondrichthyes; Orectolobiformes; Rhincodontidae. Bases 1 to 981 code for a protein of 326 amino acids. Gene Ontology annotation, cellular component: membrane.
AUGCAUGAAAUACCAAGAGGUUUGGUCUUUGCUAUUUACUAUCCAGUACUUGCAGCUAUUGGCCUUCCAGCUAAUCUAGCGGUGAUUGCAAUCCUAUUUCGAAGAACCUGUGGUCUCUCUAGAUGCAUCACUUACUACUUGGUGUCAAUGGCAGUGACAGAUCUCCUGGUCAUGGUCACAGCUGUGAUUCUAAAUCGGAUUGCUGGGAUUUAUUUCCCAUUCAGUUUCCUUUCUAUCACGCCAGUAUGCAGUUUUCGUGCUGCAUUAAAUAUGGCAGUUAUUGACAAUUCUGCCUGGUUAACUGUCGCUUUUACCUUUGAUCGAUUUGUGGCUAUAUCUUGUCAGAACCUAAAAGUAAAAUAUUGCACAAAGAAGGUGGCAGCGUGGGUGAUAGGAGUCGUGUCCACUCUGUGCUGCUUGAAGAACAUUUUCAUAUAUUUUGAAUUUGAACCUAAGUAUGUAAUGAACAAUAUACCCUGGCUGUGUAGCAUAAAGGAUAUAUGCUAUACAUCACCUGCCUGGGCUGCAUACGACUGGAUCCGUUCUAUUUUAAAUCCGUGUCUCCCUUUCAUUCUGAUUUUACUCCUGAAUGUGCUGACUGUCAGAUGCAUUCUCUUGGCCAACAGAACACGUAAACGACUCCAGCUUCAGAGCAAUGGAACAAAUCAGUGCGACCCAGAAGUUGAGAAGCGGAGAAAGUCCAUUAUUUUACUCUUUGCCAUCUCGGGCAGUUUCAUUCUGUUAUAUGUAUUAUUUUUCCUAAAUAUUCUCUAUGUUCGAACUGCGAAUGUUACUUAUUCCUCAGGAUCCACUUUGCGUGAUUCCACAUUUUAUUUGGAACAAACUGGGUAUAUGCUUCAGUUAUUGAGUUCCUGCGUCAACCCAUUUAUUUAUGCUGUGAUUCAGAGCAAAAUUAGAGAUGAAUUAAAGAAUGGAGUGAAAUUUGCUUUGAACCUAUUCAUUAAAAUAUUUGAAUAUUGA